Messenger RNA from Cololabis saira (Pacific saury), 6785 nucleotides. It is a transcript of the gene serinc4, whose product is annotated as serine incorporator 4. Bases 313 to 1863 code for a protein of 516 amino acids. The transcript has 11 exons. The record is from RefSeq and is a predicted model, not a curated record. Lineage: Eukaryota; Metazoa; Chordata; Actinopteri; Beloniformes; Belonidae. Gene Ontology annotation, cellular component: membrane.
CCUCUUUUCUGGCAGCAGCCAACACAGCCGCAGAGCGAAGGCACGCAGCAUGCGGGCAAAAAAACAACUUCUUCCUCUGUGAGGCUGCACUGAGGGAAGCUGGACCGGGAAUCCUGCUGAGGGUCUGGGCUGCAGGGAGUCCAGUCACACUGGAUUGCUGCUAAUCCAGCCCAAGGAGAGGGCGUAGGAGCAAACUCAGUGGUUUUUCCUUCCUGUUGCCUAACAGGCCUGUCAGAGUCUGGCCUCUUUGGGACUCACUCUGAGGAUGCCGUCUUUGGGGCCGCUCUGAGACAAAAAGACAUUUGGACAUUCAUGGGCAAAUACAGAAGAGCGGUGGCCGAGGAAAAGCAGUUCGGAGGCACAAUGUCGGCCACCCAGGGGAUGAACCGCUCCAGCGUCUACAGCUACUUCCUCAACAUGGUGGCCUAUCAGAUCUGCUGCUGCUGUGGCCCAGCUCCCUGCUCGCUCUGCUGUGCCUUCUGUCCUCCGGUCAAGUCGUCCACCAGCACCCGGAUCAUGUACACCCUCUUCCACAUCAUGAGCUGCGCCGUCUCCUGCCUCAUGCUGUCUCGCACCGUGUCCGAGCUCGUCAGGGAAAAUGUGCCUUUCUUCAACGUGGUGUGCGACCAGGCGCAUGGCGGGGGCCACUGCGAGAUGCUGGUGGGCUACUCAGCCGUCUACAGGGUGUGCUUCGGCACUUCCUGCUUCUACUUGAUGAUGGCGAUCUUCCUCAUCGACGUGAAGUCCAGCCAGGACUUCAGGGCGCUCAUUCACAACGGCUUCUGGUUUCUGAAGUUCAUCACGCUGCUCGGGAUGUGCACGGCUGCCUUCUUCAUCCCGACAGAGUCCUUCUUGCAUGCUUGGCAUUAUGUUGGUGUGGUGGGAGGAUUUGCCUUCAUCCUCAUCCAGCUCACCCUCAUCACAGCUUUUGCACACACCUGGAACAAAAACUGGUUGACUGGAGCUGCAGAAAACAAACGCUGGUACCUGGCGGUGAUGUGCGCCACGCUCUUCUUCUACACCAUCGCCACCAUGGCCUUCACCUUCAUGUACAAGUACUACACACACCCCAUCGCCUGCCACUUCAACAAGGUCCUGCUGUGGGUCAACCUGGGACUCUGCGGCCUCAUGUCCUUCAUCGCCGUCACGCCGUGCGUCAAGCAGAAGCAGCCUCGGUCGGGACUCCUUCAGGCCUCCAUCAUCAGCUGUUACGUCAUGUAUCUCACCUUCUCUGCACUGUCCAGCCGGCCGCCGGAGAAAGUGGUGUAUCAGGGCAUGAACAUGACGGUCUGCUACCCCGCCGUGGGACAAGAUGGCAUCCAGAAUGAAGGCAACGCUGUCGCCAUCAUCGGAGCCGCCAUCAUGUACUGCUGUGUCCUCUUCGCCUGCAACGAAGCUUCCUACCUGGCAGAGGUAUUUGGUCCGUUUUGGAUGAUCAAAGUUUAUCGCUACGAGUUCCAGAAAGCAACCUGCUGUUUCUGCUGCCCCGAGGAGGAAGCAGCUGACGAGGAGUUUGUGAUUGAUGACGACACCAAAGGCUGCCAGAAGGUUAUACACAAUGAGACCCAGAGAGUGGCGUACAGCUACUUCUUCUUCCAUUUCGUCUUCUUCUUGGCAUCGCUGUACGUCAUGAUGACCCUCACUAACUGGUUCAGCUACGAGUCUGCAGUACUGGAGACCACCUUCACCCACGGGAGCUGGUCCACCUUCUGGGUGAAGAUGUCGUCGUGCUGGGCCUGCGUGCUCCUCUACCUCUGGCUGCUGCUGGGUCCUCUGUGCAGCUGCCAGCACGAGUCCAGACCUCGACGCUCUCGUAUCAAACGGCGCGCGGCGUCCUCCCGCCACGUCAGCGUCAGCGUCUGAAGGUGUCUCUGAGCGGCCAAGAAAGCGGAGAGCAACAAGUGGUCCGGUGACCCCGAGCUCCUCACGGUGUCCUGCCGGAGGAAAUGUUUUACCUGUGGGGCUUACUGGGGUCAGGAGUCAAAGACUCACAGUAGCGUGAGAAGAAAGACUCAUAGAGCUCAGCGCUCUGCGUUGGGUUGAUGAGAAGGACUGGCCCUGAUGUCACUCGACAUCCUGAAAUAAAACCACCAACAAGGACAUGACAGUGGUUUAGGGACAACUUUACAGAAUGAAUUGCCAAAGGGAUCAGAAGGGGUGAAUCCUCGCUCCGUAUCAGUGGGAACACCAGUUAAAGGGUAUAAGGAUGGAUACAUUUUAGAUUAUUAUUAUCAUUAUUUUUUUACAAUUUAAUUUUAGAUAAGGGGGGAAGGGUCACUCUCUUGUAGCAUUUAGACCUUCAGUAAUGUAAGAGUGGAGACAUUUCAUUUAUUUGCUGUAAUGUUACUGAAGAGGUGCACACCCCAAACGUUAUUUUUUAUGAUAAAUACAUAGUCUGCUCUGUAACAAGGAGCCGUUUUAGUCUUCUUGAACUUGGACAAAUCUGACUCUUCUGAGCAUGAAGGGAUCUUUCACAAGCUACAAGCCAGACGACGAUGCACAAGCUGCCUAUGAAACAGAAAAUGCUUCUUAUUGAUACAUGGAAGGGGUAAGAAAGUAACAAAGGGCUAACAAUCUGUGGAACGAUCAAAAAAAGGGAAAAAAGUCUAAAUAUUGAUUUUUCUUUGUAACAAAACAAACUGAAGAGCAUUCUUUCUUGAUGAAAAUAUUUUCUUUCUCCAAACAAAUGAUGCUACGUGUCACAACAGAUUAUAUGAUGCAGAUGGUCUAAACUGGAGGUUUUCAAAAUUUUAGGCAGGAUGCAAACAGUUCAAAGGGUCUCAUUGAAUGGAGGGGAGGAAGUAAUACAUUAGUUAUCAGAAGUGCCUGAUGAUAGCUUGGAAAUAUUACUUUUGGGGGAUUUCUUUUUUCUUUUUCACAUAGCCAGAAACAAAGAUGCUUCAGGUGACCUUCAUCUAUCACUUCUGCCACAUUGCGGCCCCCCUGCCACUACAGCAACCCAGAAGGGACAAACAAGUCUGGUUCUAGAGAUGGCCGGGGACAUUUUCCAUGUUUUUGUUGGCUACUGUAAUUUUUCAUAUUUCUACAGGGAAGGCGAAAUUAAAGUUAUUUGUUUUUUUACUACUAGAUGUUGCUACAUCCUGCAGCCUGAGCUACAGAAUAAGAGACACAUAUGUUAAACUAAUGUGUGUGAUCUGCAGUGACAUCUACUGCUUAAAAUAACAAAUUACAACUAAACAAAUACCCCCUCAUAUCCACUCAAACUGUCGUAGAGACUGAAAACAUUAGCGACCCUCUCCACAGCCACUGUUUUGAUUGUCUCUUCUGGGUUACUGCAGCAACAAAAAGUUACAAUAUGGCAUAUAUUUGUAUGUAGGCUGAUCAUUUUGCAGUUAAUAAAAACAAAACAAACAAACCAAAAAUAAAAGCAGACACAUUUUUUUAUUUUUAAGCCAACAAACCACUGUAUUUUUAAAAUGGAAGUGCGGCCCUGGCUGCAGGCCAAUAGAUAGAAUGCAACUGAAGGCUUUUCUUUUUCUUUUUUUUCCCCACAAUGGCUUUUUUGGCGAUCAAUGCAACAACACACAGUUAUAUUAUAAUGAUCUAACAAUUUCACUCCAUUAGUCCUUGUAAAGCCACACAUGUUUGCUUUUACGUCAGGUAGACAAGAAUGACCCAAACAAGAUCAUCACUGACUUUUACUCUGGUAUAUUUCAAAGACCUUUGACAUCUUUAACCCUCUUUUUUAAAAAGGUUGAGACAAGUAUUUCACUUUUUUAAAUGAAAUAUAAAAGUACCACAGGAAUAUUGAAGAAACACCCCUUUUCAGCUCUGCUCACAUCAGCAGGUUUAAGGGGGUGGAGUCAGCAUCUCUCCUCCUUUCAAGCCCCACCCCUGGGGUGUGCACCUCUUUUAAAAAGUGUUACAAAUGUUUGUUACCUACUUCAAGGUUACAGCUAAUGCAGCAUGACGUGAACCGGGUGGAGUUAUCCUGCUCCAAUCCGGGUCUGUGAUGUCACACGACCUGCAAAUCUGAACUUCUCCUCAAAUUAGAUCAUUUCAGGUCAAGACUGUCACAACUUGAUGAAACUUGAUGAAAAUAAUAUUUUUUUUAAUAAUAUAUUUCCUUUUUUUUAUUAGUGCAAAGCACAGAGAGUAGUGGUAAUCUUCCCAGCUAGGCCUCAAAUGCACAGAUGUAAUUGAUGGAGUUGAAAUGAAUGCAAAAGUGUUACAAAGAAUACUUAUGUGAGCUUUAUUUCAUUCAGUGAAAUCAGUUACAAACCAAAAAAUGGUUAGACAGUACAAAUUUAAUUCAUUUGUCUUUAAUUAAAUCACAAAAUCCCACUUUAGUAUAUUGAAUGAGCUUAAGUUUCGCAAAUCCGGCCUUAAACUAAAGAAAGAUGAGCUCAUGUACUUAAUCAAACCCUGAAGUGUCCAAGAUCUCAAAGGUUGAUCUUUAAACGCUCACAUAAGGUUUACCAGAUACGACUGAGAGGCAGCUAAACAGAAAUGUGUGAUGCCGUGGAAAGCCAACACAAAAGAAGUGAUAUAUAUGGUUACAAUAAGAGCAUAAAAACUGCACGCUCAUUUUAUGUUGCUUUACAUUACAUCAUUCACUUCUGCUGUAUAUUCAUUAAGUCCAGAUCAGAUCUGUCCUUGCUUGCAUUUCCUUUUGCAGUUGUAAUUUAUAAACUUCAAUGACUGAAGUGCUUAAAAAACAAAAAAGUACUUAGAGAUUUCCCGGGAUGGAAGCUUUCCGUCCCAUGCCUUCAGAUAAAGUAGUCGUGUUGAAGAUGGCGAGGUGAGCUGUGAAUCUAAAGUUCUCUCCUUCUAUCCUGUUGUUCAUGUGAAGCUGACGGUCGGCCCUCUUCUUAAGGAAAACUGAGCCAAUUUUUCUGAGAUGACAUUUUCAGAUUGACAGUUAACGAACAGAAAUUUGGCUACACUUUAUAAUAUUUUUGUACGUUAGAAUCGUCUUCAGUGAAAUGUAGCGCUUUCUUUGUUGUAGAUGUGAAGCUUCUUUUGUAAAUGAAAUGUUUUCUUACAAAUGUUGCUGUUUUCAUGUCUGCUUUCUAAAUCGCAGAUCUACAUCGGUUCAUUUCUAAAUUAAAUUGUAUCUGUUGACUUGCUUUUAUUCAGACGAACCAAAAUACCAACUUUGAUAUAUUUAAAUGAGGUUUGAGAGCAAAAACGUUACUAUCAAAAUGCAUAAAAUAAGGCACUGAUUUUAACUGGCUGUUUAACAGACAGUAAGCUUUCUCACAAUACUUAUACUUGCGGCUAAUCAGUGCUGCAGGAUAAAAAUACUGUAUAUAUCUCAUACUGAAGAGCCAACCUGAUUAAACAUGCUACAAAAAAAUGAAACACCAAACGUGACCAGCGGACUAUACAAGUAAUUUCAAGAGAUGCACAAGCAAUGUGUUAUGAUUUAAACUUAUAUACUUAUAUACUUUAUAACAUAAAUACACUGUGGAGAAACAUGAUAUUAGAUAUGGGUAGAAAGAAAAAUCCACCAAUUUAUCCAUUGGAUGUCAAUUUUUACCAUUUUGUUUUUCAACAAAUUUAUUAUCCAAAAGUUAUAUACUUACUUUACUGCAUCCUUCAGGUUGCAUUAAAGUAAAGAUAAAUCACUGUAGGCUUAGAAUUUAGUUUAUUUUCCACAAAGUAGUAUGGAAACAAAGUUAAAAGGAGUUAUGGAGUUGAUGGUUUUGUUGGUGUCUAUAAAAUUGCAAUGUCUUUUUUAAAGAAGUUAUAAUUCAUCUGUCAUAAUAUAAUUUUUUUUUCCUGUUAAAUGCCUUUUUGUAGGUGAAAAAAUGCCUAAAGUAAUUACCAAGACCAAAGUCUGCAGCAGCAUUAUGCAGUAAUAGUACUGUAAUGCAUGUGCUGCGAUGUUGUAUGAUACCGUAAAAAGCAGUUACACAAUAUUUGUGACCAGCUUUCGGUGAUAGGAAGAAAAAAAAAGUAAACAAGAACACAAGUCCAGACUUGUGUUGGGAGGACUUGGGAGGACUUGGGAGGACUUGGGAGGACGGAGAACUCAUGCCAGUCUUUCUGCAGUUGGAGCAGCGUACAUGAUGACAUCCCAGCUCAGCUAACAGGCUGACACAUAUUAAAAAACAUCUAGUUUAAUUCGAUGUAUAAAUAAACGCCCUAAACAUUAGCAAAAAAAAACAAACUGAAAAUGGACCAUAUAUCGCUCUCCCAUAAGGUUUUAUAACCAUUGCCUAAUACAAUGUGUUUUAAUGGAUUUUACGCUUUUGUAUGUCAGCUGCGUUAUAAAUAGAGUUCAAUAAAAGUGAAAAGAAAAUCAACUCAAUCUUUAUAACGUUACCACAAAUAUGAAGUUAUAAUAGAUAUAUUUUUUGAUAAAAACAUCCUGAAACUGCAUUCUGUCAAACAAAAAAAAGUUAUAACUUUAUAUUUACAUAUUUGCUCCUCUGCCCUCUUCUAUUACUUUCAUUUGUUGGUGCGAAAUGCAUUCUGGGAUACUUUGCCAUCUCAAGUCUGCACCAAUCCCUACCAUCUUACUUCCACAUUUACGCUCAUGUGGAACCAAGAUUCAUUGCAGUUCCUCGACUGACCGCUAAAGGCUGCAAAAGUAAGUCAAUCUCCACUGACCUCCAUGAUAAAAUGUCCAACUUUAGAUCAAAAAUAAACAUAUUUACAGGUUUGAUUGAACACCCAUGACAACUCUGAGGGGGGGAUUCUUUGUACCACGUCAGGAGAGUUUAUACAAAGUAUUACAUUUAUUUCUAAUAUGAUUGAUUGACAAUCAACUCAACCAAUUGCUGGCCGUGAUCACUUCCUCAUCCAUAACCUCGAAG